AUGGAUCUGUCUUCACUUUACCAGAACGUUUCGGCGAGUCUCGCGUCUUUGUCCCUUGUCUAUAAAAUUCUCUUUGCAAUUGUUGUCAUUCUUGUUCUGAAUAAAGCCUACUGUGGCCGAAGCAAGGGGUAUAAGAAUUUACCAGCCUAUGCACCAAUUGAACUUGCUAUUGCCAGUUAUAUCCUCAGUGGAGAUGGCAUUAGCCGACGAAUCUUUUCAGCUGUAAGCCGCUACGAAGGCUCACUCUUUGGUAUCACUUCAGGGCAUCAGAUUGUGGCCGAUCUUCCAGGCAUAGAGCGUCUCUUGACACAGUCUCACCAUAUUUUCGACUCUACCCCAGCACAGUAUUCACUCUGUACGCUUGUUUUUGGAAGUACCGAUUCUCCUCAGUUGAGGGAAAAGUUACAUACUUCUCUGAAAGACCUUGUCCCUCCUCUGGAAAGAACCUUUCUCAACGAUGCUGCAUCUACUGCUGCUGUUGAGAGAUCAAGUGUUGCUGAGCGCGGUGCAUCACUCGUUACCUUCUCUUCUGACCCACAACAUAUGGCACGCUGGGAACUAUCAGCAGGAAUCAAGGUUCUACAGUCGGAGCAACCAGGUGUCCCAGGAAAAGUCGAAGCGAACUUGCAAAGCUUGACCCGUGACUUUGGGGCCUGCAUGUCCAUCCCUCUCAUCUACGGUCAAGAUCUUCUCGACCGCCAUCCUCAACUCCUCGACGACUUUUGGGCUUUUGAUAAUGAGCUGUUUCCUCUGCUUAUGGUUGGAAUUCCCAAAUGGGCUCCCUUUAAAAUGAUGCAGGAUGGACUCAAAGCGAGAGCCAGAAUUAUCGAUAGUCUGGAGGGUGUUUACCAACGUGUUGAGCAAGAACGACGAGGAGAACCGAUUGAUUUUGGCGCCGAUAUCUCAGAUGUCAGCACAAUGCUGCGCGAACGAAACAAGGUUUAUAACCGAGAUGGUUGGACCCUUAAAGAGCGUGCUGCUGCUGAUCUCGGUACUUUCUGGGGUCUGAAUGCCAAUACUCAGCCUGUCUUGUUCUGGUUUUUACUUUACGCUUAUUCUACUCCUGGAUUGCUUGAGCGAAUCAGGCAAGAGAUUUCGCCUUAUGUCACUCUAUCUGGAGGGGAGCGACCAGAAAUUACUUCUAUGAAUUUUCAGAGUCUGUUCAGAAACUGUCCCCUCUUCAAAGCUUGUAUUUUUGAGACGUAUCGCCUAGUCAAUGAGCCAACAUCAAUCCGCCACGUGUCUCAAUCAGUCAGUGUCAACGAUGGCAAUCUUCAGCACAACCUGAACGAAGGCACAUACAUCUCUGUGCCCUUAGCUCUCAGGAACAAGGACCCUGACCUGUACCAAGACCCAGACUCUUUUAUCCCUGAUCGGUUCCUCGACACGGACCCCGAGACAGGAAAGUCGACAGCCCGAUAUGGAAAGUUGAAGCCGUGGGGUGUCGGAGCUGCCAUGUGUAAGGGACGUACAUUCGCAGAGAAGGAGAUCAUCUCUUUGGGUUCGGCUGUCGUGAGUCUUUGGAACAUUGCUCCGGUUGAUGGAAAUUGGAAGUUACCUGCCAUGAUUCCUGGGACUGGAGUCAAGAAGCCAGUUAACGACAUACGUGUGGUUGUGCAGAGAAGAGUAGUAGUAUAA
Molecule: messenger RNA, 1638 nt
Organism: Fusarium venenatum
Lineage: Eukaryota; Fungi; Ascomycota; Sordariomycetes; Hypocreales; Nectriaceae
Product: cytochrome P450
Molecular function (GO): oxidoreductase activity, acting on paired donors, with incorporation or reduction of molecular oxygen; monooxygenase activity; iron ion binding
Source: RefSeq, a predicted model, not a curated record